AUGGCGACCUCGCCCACCGCCACCUCACCCUCUCCUCCCCCUCCGGGUGCAGACAUCUCAACAUCUUCACAGAUUAAUCCUCACGAAGAAGGAAGCCCUGGUGUAAAGGGGAAGGGGAAGGACACCGACCCUGAGCCCCAGGCCGAGGAGGGCUCUGCUUCUCCAUCCGCCUCUGCUGUUACUCCCAGUCCUGCUGCCUCCACGUCGACGUCGCCCGCACCCGCAGUGACCGCCAGCGCGGGCGACUGGCAGGCGAUCUGGUCGCCCGCCCACAACGCGUACUACUUCUACAACGCGCAGACGCAAGAGACGACAUGGACGAACCCGCUCCAGCCCGCGCCCCCAGCCGGCUCCUCCGUGUCGCCGGGCCCGGCGUCGUCGCCAGCGGUCGCCGCGAUGUACGACCUCCAGGCCGCCGCCGCUGCCCAGGGCAUCGACCCUGCGCUCGCCCACCUCGACCCGUCGCUCGUCGCCGGCCCGUCCAACCCCGCUGCGUUCACGUACACGGCCAAAUUCAACUCACGCACGGGAGCAUUCGCUCGCCCGGACGGACGUGACCCAUCGCACCUGUCCGAGUAUGAGCGGGCCAAGCGCAUGAGCGAGUUCUACUUUGAUGUCAACGCCUGGGAGAACGAGGUCGAGGCGCGCAAGCUCGAGGAGGCGCAGGAAGAGGAGAGCAAGAAACGGAAGCGGCCAACGAAGAAAGACUUGGAUCGGUUCAGAGAGCAGAAAAGACUGAAAAAAAUCGCGAAAACCGCGUGGUUGCGUACAUAA
Messenger RNA from Fomitopsis serialis, 774 nucleotides. RefSeq lists its product as uncharacterized. The transcript is spliced from 4 exons. Gene Ontology annotation, molecular function: protein binding. NCBI's taxonomy places the organism in Eukaryota, Fungi, Basidiomycota, Agaricomycetes, Polyporales, Fomitopsidaceae. Bases 1 to 774 code for a protein of 257 amino acids. The record is from RefSeq and is a predicted model, not a curated record.